AUGGGCAUUCCUCGGCGAAUGGGCCAGAGAAGGCCAAAUCGGUGUUGGGGGCCGCGAGGCCGGGCGCGGGCAGAGAAGAAAAGCAAGAGGUCAACGGGUGAUCGCGAGCAGUAUGCUGGUUUUGUUGAGCACUUUCCGUCUACGGAGUAUGUUUGCUGCCCAGCUGUUGGUUGCUUUAUAUACAUUUUGCACGCAGACUGUCUGUCAUCAUGGUCUCAUUUCAAGCCCGUCGCGGAGAGCAUUUUGGGGCUGCACUUUUACCGGGGGCGGACUGACUCCAGCCACCAAGGGAGGGAUCUUUGGGACCAAUUAGCAUCUCGUAUUGGUGCAUUAAAUGGGGACAAACGACAUGUGAAGUACACAGCGGGGCUCAGAAAGUCACAUUGGAACAAGGGCCCUCAAUCAUUAUUACUAUUUCUUUCCGCGAUUUUUCGAGCUUUCCCUACUAUGGGUUCGACGUGCUGGGAAUGCGGCAAAUACUUCCCUUCGGGACCAGUCGCGCUGGGGCAGCACUGCCAAAGCACCAGCCACACCGAAUGCCGCCGCUGCUACGAGACGUUUAACAAUGCGCAAGACCGCAUUGACCACGAGGCGGAUCAGCAUGCAUACUGCGAGGAUUGCGAUCGCGAAUUCCAAAGUCCUAAUAAUGCCCGCCAGCAUUUGAACUCCAGAACCCACCGCGGCUAUUCGAUCCAAUGCCCUUUGUGUGGCAAGGCAUAUACCACCGCAACCGGCAUAGUCUACCACCUCGAAUCUGGUAGUUGCCCCAACGCGCAGAACCUCUCGCGAGACGAAGUUUUUCGGCUCGUCCGCAGCCGUGACCCACAAGGCGUCAUCUCAAAAAAGCUAAUCGGUUGGACGGGCGAUGUCGAGUACGAGGCCACGCAUCAUACCUGGAAUGGAUACGGCUACGAGUGUUACCUCUGCCACCGUGUUUUCCAUCAAAUUCACAGCCUAAGCCAGCAUCUGAACUCUCCCGCCCUCGGCGGCAAUGAAAAUGGUACUGAUCGACGCGGGAGUUGUGGAUUUUAG
Messenger RNA from Pyricularia oryzae 70-15, 1032 nucleotides. RefSeq lists its product as uncharacterized. Bases 1 to 1032 code for a protein of 343 amino acids. The transcript has 8 exons. Gene Ontology annotation, biological process: regulation of transcription by RNA polymerase II. Gene Ontology annotation, molecular function: DNA-binding transcription factor activity, RNA polymerase II-specific; RNA polymerase II transcription regulatory region sequence-specific DNA binding. Lineage: Eukaryota; Fungi; Ascomycota; Sordariomycetes; Magnaporthales; Pyriculariaceae. The record is from RefSeq and is a predicted model, not a curated record. Gene Ontology annotation, cellular component: nucleus.